Molecule: messenger RNA, 450 nt
Organism: Aspergillus oryzae RIB40
Lineage: Eukaryota; Fungi; Ascomycota; Eurotiomycetes; Eurotiales; Aspergillaceae
Product: ankyrin repeat domain-containing protein
Exons: 2
Coding region: 1-450 (149 amino acids)
Molecular function (GO): protein binding
Source: RefSeq, a predicted model, not a curated record
AUGCCCGCCGAGCCUCGAGCUCAGAUGACGAGUAAUGCCACACGUCGGCACUCCAGUGCUAUACCUUCCCACCAUUCAGGCAGCUUCCUGGAUCAGUCAAUAUCGUUCUAUGGCGAUGCAAAGUACUCGGAGGGCAAAACGACACUCCACAUCUGCGCCGAGAAAGGCCACACUAAUGUGCUGCGGUUUCUGUUGGAUCAUGGCGCGGAGCUCGAUGCAACUGAUUUCGCAGGCCGCACUGCCCUCCACUACGCGACAACGAGAGGGCAUACGGACUCUGUGUCUGUGCUCCUUGAGCAAGGUGCCGACACGGAAUUGGCCGACGAGUUUGGGCGGACUCCAUUACACGUAGCCGUGGAGUUGGGAUAUGAGGCGGUAGUGAGACUGUUGGUUCGCGAAGGUGCUGAUCCCAAUGCUCGUAUCGCUGGUAGCACACAGCCGCAAUCAUAA